AUGACGGGUGGCAUGAAUGCCAUCGUCCCAGGUGCAUUGCCAGCGUCACUGAAAGUGCUGAUACUUGAAGAUGCUUUCAAUCAACCUCUGAUGGCGGGCACUCUACCUUCAUCACUCACGAAGCUCGAUCUCAAUUAUAACUUCCAACAUGAAAUCCCUGCCUCGGGUGAUCUCCCAUCCGGCCUGCUCAGACUCUCAUUCGGUCAUCUCUAUAACGCGCCAUUGAUGCCUGGUGUGCUGCCCCCGACGCUCAUCAGGCUGAAGUUAGGGGCAUGCUUCAAUCGUGAGAUACGAGUGGGUCUGCUCCCAUCAUCGCUUCAAUCACUCAAGUUUGGAUUCAACUUCAAUCAGCACCUACCACCUGGUUGUCUGCCUCAAUCACUCAAACAUCUGACACUUGGUUGGGAAUAUAUUCAGCUGAUUACCGAGGACUCAUUGCCAGCAUCACUGACAUCUCUAUGCUGUUGCAAUAGAUUGUUGAUGCGUCAUAUCACACCAAACACAUUCAAGCAUUGUCAUAUACAUACUGUUAGUAUAAUGGACAAUGGCACAUCAACGUCAAUAGUAAUACCAGAUAGUAUAAUGUUCAACGAACAUAUAAGUACACUCAAGGUGUUCCGACCAUUAUCAGAACGAAUACUUCUUAAUCAAUACCUAAAUACCUUUCAUGCUCCCAAUGUCAAGGCUGCAACAACUCUCAUGAUAUAUCCAAUCAACAACAAGAAUAUCGAUACAAGAAUCAUCCGACGUCUUGACUCAUCACAUUAUCUUGUCUUGAAGCGUGAAAAAUUCCACAUCGGAAAGUUGACCAAUAAACGCAUCAACUCUUAA
Molecule: messenger RNA, 831 nt
Organism: Acytostelium subglobosum LB1
Lineage: Eukaryota; Evosea; Eumycetozoa; Acytosteliales; Acytosteliaceae
Exons: 1
Coding region: 1-831 (276 amino acids)
Source: RefSeq, a predicted model, not a curated record